This is a messenger RNA of Mytilus trossulus (common blue mussel), 714 nucleotides long. Its product is annotated as ctenidin-1-like. Lineage: Eukaryota; Metazoa; Mollusca; Bivalvia; Mytilida; Mytilidae. The coding region runs from base 100 to 603 and encodes 167 amino acids. The record is from RefSeq and is a predicted model, not a curated record. The transcript has 2 exons.
AUAUAUUCCUCAUCAAUCUUACAUAGGAUUUUCCAGUAUAUAUACCCCACAGGACACUGAUGAGAGCACACAAGGUUCCCAUCCUUCACAAGAUACAUCAUGCAGUUCUCCAUUGCUCUAGGUUUACUAUUGGCAGCUGUCUGCACCAAUGCCUCAUACCAAAAAUGUUGGGGUAAAGGCUGUGGUGGAUAUGGUGGCGGAUACGGUGGUGGAUAUGGAGGUGGAUGGGGAGGUGCAUAUGGAGGUGUUGGUGGCUGGGGAGGAGGAUGGGGUAAAGGAGGAGGAUAUGGCCUAGGAGGUGGAUACGGAGGAUGGGGUCUAGGAGGUGGAUACGGAGGAUGGGGUAAAGGAGGUGGAUAUGGAGGAUGGGGUCUAGGAGGUGGAGUUGGAGUAUGGGGCCUCGGAGUUGGAUAUGGUGGAUGGGGCAAAGGAGGUGGAUGGGGCCUUGGAGGUGGAUAUGGAGGAUGGGGUAAAGGAGGUGGAUGGGGUAUUGGAGGUGGAUAUGGAGGAUGGGGCCUAGGAGGUGGAUAUGGAGGAAUCGGAGGUGGAUACGGUGGUGGAUACGGAGCUGUUGUACUUAAAGGAAAAGGAUCAUACUAUUAAAUUCAGGAAAUCUUGUUCUGUACUGUUUCAGAAGGCAAAUUUGACACUUGUUGAAGAUAAAUCCUUAUAUUAAUAUAUGCUGUUAUUUAGCAAAUAUAAAAUAAUGUACGA